UGUCACUUGAUAGUAUUUAGCCUAGUUCAUAUAUAUUCUAGCAAAAAUGAUAAUUCUUGAAAUUAUUGUGCAAUAAUGGACUAUAGUUCGAAUAGUAUUGGAAAUAACAUCACGACAUCAUCUCAGUGGGUUCGAUUAAAUGUUGGAGGGACCCUAUUUAUUACAACAAAAACGACCUUAUCAAAGCAUAUGGACUCUUUUCUUUAUAGAUUGAUUAAAGAAGAUCCUAACCUUAGCACGGAUAAAGAUGAGAUGGGUUCAUAUCUUAUUGAUAGAGAUCCAACAUACUUUGCUCCAAUUUUAAAUUAUUUAAGACAUGGAAAAAUGAUUAUUGAUAAAAAUUUAUCAGAAGAAGGUGUAUUAGAAGAAUCCGAAUUCUACAAUAUUACAGAAUUAGUAAAAUUAAUAAAAUUAAGGAUACAAGAACGUAAUUACAAGCCUAUUCAAAAUAACGUUAAACACGUAUAUAGAGUGAUACAUUGUCAAGAGGAUGAAUUAACUCAUACUAUUUCCUCUCUCUCUGAUGGUUGGAAGUUUAAACAACUGAUAAGUGUGGGAUCGUCUUAUAAUUACGACGGGACAAACGAAUAUUUAUGCGUAGUUUACCGUGAAUGUCCUAUUGGUAAAUAUGAAAAUGAGGAUUUUGAAUUCAAACAUAAUCACACCAAAAUAAAUAUGAACUCUGAACCAAAUUCAAAUGGGAUUUAAAUUCAAUCUAGAAAUGAUAGAAUAAUUAAUUAAAUAUGCACACCUUAUAGACGAUAUUUAGCAUUUCACUUUAUACUAUAUUAUGUCCUUUUUAUAUAUUCGCUCAAACCAUUAAGUAUUACAAACAAUGUAUC
Molecule: messenger RNA, 842 nt
Organism: Gordionus sp. m RMFG-2023
Lineage: Eukaryota; Metazoa; Nematomorpha; Gordioida; Chordodea; Parachordodidae
Product: BTB/POZ domain-containing protein KCTD5-like
Exons: 6
Coding region: 76-708 (210 amino acids)
Biological process (GO): proteasome-mediated ubiquitin-dependent protein catabolic process; protein homooligomerization
Cellular component (GO): cytoplasm; Cul3-RING ubiquitin ligase complex
Molecular function (GO): cullin family protein binding
Source: RefSeq, a predicted model, not a curated record